Molecule: messenger RNA, 4295 nt
Organism: Bombina bombina (fire-bellied toad)
Lineage: Eukaryota; Metazoa; Chordata; Amphibia; Anura; Bombinatoridae
Gene: PPP2R5B
Product: protein phosphatase 2 regulatory subunit B'beta
Exons: 14
Coding region: 736-2211 (491 amino acids)
Biological process (GO): protein dephosphorylation; signal transduction
Cellular component (GO): nucleus; protein phosphatase type 2A complex; cytosol
Molecular function (GO): protein phosphatase activator activity
Source: RefSeq, a predicted model, not a curated record
CCUGCAUCCUAAGAAUUAAUCAGAGCUGCUGUUUCUAUGGGAGGAAAAAAAUAUCAGAUAGACCCUAUUAAUCCCCUGCAAACUACCAAAGCAACCUGACAUCCAGGACCAGGAAAGCUGCAUAUCUGUUAUGUCAAAGGAAAUAUCGCACCUCUGGAUCAAGGACAGGAUGACAAAAAGGAGGGUCACUGUGGCCUAAGCAAAUCCUAUAGGAAGAUCAGCUAAGUAGCAUCCCAUUUAAUGCAGAAGGUCUCAGCUGUGCUGGCCUCUUAUUCCAUUCUGCACAAUUUCCCAUAAUUACAGGUCCACUGGGAACAAGAAUUUGUGGCUCAUUUCAAUUCAAUCCCAGAAUUCUCUCCUAUUCCUCUUCUGCUUCAUCCCACGGGGGAAAUCUGUAAAGGGAAGAGAUGAUUUUAUCUUUGAACGGAAAUACCUGUCACUGUUGUAUAACAGAAAAAAGGAAGAAAAUGAGCUUUGGCUUCUAACAAAAAACAAAAAAAACAACUCCCAUUAAAACAAGGGAUUAAAAAAAAAAGGUACAAAUAUAUUUAAAAGAUUUCUCUCUUCAAUUUUAAAAGGACUCAUCAUUUUUGGGCAUUAGCAGCUUUCUCCACACUCAUGGGUGAGCCUGACUCAAGAUGACUCCUUGGAGCCGACGUUUCUAGGCCUUGUUCGUCUGUUUCCAUCACCCUAUAAUACCCAGCGAAAGGCUUUAAUAAUUAAGUAACUUGCACCAUGGAAACCAAACUUCCUGUCACCCCAACUAGCCCGUCCUCCCCUGGCCUGUCACCUGUUUUAGCUGCAGAUAAAGUGGAUGGCUUCUCUCGGCGCUCCCUUCGACGAUCCCGUCAGCGCCGGUCGCACAGCUCCUCCCAAUUUCGCUACCAGAGUAAACAGCAGGAACUGACUCAGCUGCCCCCUCUAAAAGAUGCCCCUGUCUCAGAGCUGCAUGAUUUGUUCUGUAAGAAGCUGCAACAAUGUUCUGUUAUCUUCCAUUUUAUGGACUGUGUUGCUGACCUCAAAGGGAAAGAAAUCAAAAGGGCGGCCCUGAAUGAAUUGGUAGAGUGUAUUGCCACGAACAGGGGGGUCCUUAUAGAGCCCGUGUACCCUGAGGUCAUCAAGAUGAUAUCAGUGAAUAUAUUUCGGACAUUACCUCCGACUGAUAAUCCAGAGUUUGACCCAGAAGAGGAUGAGCCAAACUUCGAGCCAUCUUGGCCGCAUCUGCAGCUGGUAUAUGAAUUCUUUCUCCGAUUCCUGGAGAGUCAAGAUUUCCAACCGUCUUUGGCCAAAAGAUAUGUUGAUCAGAAGUUUGUCCUCAUGCUUCUUGAUCUAUUUGACAGCGAGGAUCCUAGAGAAAGAGAGUAUUUGAAGACAAUUCUGCAUCGUGUAUACGGCAAAUUUCUGGGUCUUCGAGCGUAUAUUAGGAAACAAUGCAACAAUAUCUUCCUCAGAUUUAUCUAUGAGACAGAAAGAUUUAAUGGAGUAGCCGAACUGCUGGAAAUUCUGGGCAGCAUCAUCAAUGGAUUUGCUUUACCUCUGAAAUCUGAACACAAACAAUUUCUUGUCCGCGUUUUAAUACCUCUGCACUCAGCAAAAUCUCUCUCUAUAUUCCAUGCACAGCUUGCGUAUUGUGCGGUUCAGUUCCUGGAAAAAGACUCCUCAUUGACAGAGCAUGUUAUUCGAGGUUUGUUAAAAUACUGGCCCAAAACCUGCACUCAGAAAGAGGUGAUGUUCCUAGGAGAAUUGGAAGAGAUUCUUGAUGUCAUUGAACCUUCCCAGUUUGUGAAGAUCCAAGAGCCCCUCUUCAAACAGAUUUCUCACUGUGUCUCAAGUCCUCACUUCCAGGUAGCAGAGCGGGCACUGUAUUUUUGGAACAAUGAAUAUAUCCUUAGUUUGAUUGAAGAGAACUGCCACACCAUACUCCCCCUCAUAUUCUCAACCCUUUACCAGGUUUCCAAGGAACACUGGAACCAAACGAUUGUGUCCCUGAUUUAUAAUGUACUCAAGACUUUCAUGGAAAUGAAUGGAAAACUCUUUGAUGAACUCACAGCAUCAUAUAAGCUUGACAGACAACAGGAAUUAAAGCGUGAAAAAGAGCGGCAGGAGCUUUGGAGAAAGUUGGAUGAACUCCGUCUUAAAAAGAUGAAUGGCCUAGACAAGGCACAGAUGAACCAACUUAACCUACAGCACAGUCAAGGAAGUAAAAGCUAGAAGACCCUACAACGCGUUUCACAUCAUCUCACAGAAGACCACUGCAGCCAGGCCACACCCUUCCCCUCCCCAUAUUGUACCUGCCCCAUAUUAAGAUCUCCUACUUCUUUCCAGGAAGAGGGGAGAGUUGUAGUCCACUGCAAGCUCUCCUGGUGAUCCUACCAAUAUAAAUGUCUACAGGAAAAUAUUCUGUAAAAGCCUCUCAUUUCAGAGCAGCCAUCCUUUCUUGUUGUUUUGACAGCAGAAGAUACUUUGUGGUGUCUUAUUUUCAAAUACCAUUUUGUUCAAUCCUGUCUGCAACAAUAAAGGCCUCAGCAACAACAGAGACUUCUGGGAAAAGCCAUUAGGCAUCUCUGUCACUUUCUGCCCAAUGGAAGCAGGAGAUCCUAUCACCGUCUGUUAUUUCUUGUCUUAAGAAAUAAGGCUUCUCUGAAAAAGCCUUUAAAAUCUGUCACUUCCUUUACAAUGGAAGCAGGGCCUUCUGGGAAGUUCCCUGCAUCUUUCACUUCCUGUUUGUCAAGAGAAAAGGCUUCUGGGAAAGUCUGUCACUGGUUCACUUCUGUUGAUUCCUGUCUGUGAGAGCAGUAGUUUCUGGGAAAGCCUCAUAAACCAUAAGCAACUAUCAAUCUGUGUUUCUGAAAGCUGGGGCUUCUGGGAAGGCCUGUAUCUUGAGUCUUCUGUCUGUCACUUUUUGUUUGUGAGAGCAGAGGCUUCUGGAAAAGUCUCUCCAACAUGCACCUUUGGCCGUUAUUCCAUCAAUAAGAGCAGAGGCUUCUGGGAAGCCACUUUCCACACCCCACACCAGUACAUAUUUCUCUAACCUGAGAAGAGUUAACAGUAUCCUUCAGUGCAGAGGACGAUAGGACACUCAGCUAACUGCAGCCUGGAAUAAUAAUAUCACCAUGCUGGAUUCAUGGAAGCAACAUUAUCUGGGUAGCCAUAAAUGUCCCUUACCCAAAGACCUUCAUUUUAUUUUUUAAACUUUGUUUUGAAAACUGGUGACUUACACAAUGCAAAUCAACAGCAAAUCAUUGAAGAUAAUAUCUAACUAUAGCAAAUCUCAUGGAAAAAAAAGAGCCUUCAUGGGAAAAGUCUGGAAAAAAAACAAGAUGGCUGCUGGUAUGUUAAAUUCAAGAGUGCAGAUAGUUAAUACUUGACAUAUCGUCAAAGUAGGUGCUUUAGGAAAAUCCAGUGGCCUCUUUAUUGAUAUACUGUUAUGGUGCAUGCUACAUGGAAAAUAUGAGUAAUGUGGAACAUUUUAUUGUUUUCUGCUUGCAAAUGCAAUUGAUUUUGUUUGGGUUGGCUGGCCCACAUCUAACACUUCCUACCUAAGAAACUGACGGUAUCUACAUUCAGUUUGUGCUUGUUACUUCUUGUCUUUGGAGCAGAGGCUUCUGGGAAAGUCUCUGUGUGUCAUUCGUAACCCUCUUUCUUUAUGAGCAAAUGCUUUUAAGGGGGAUAAUUCCACUAAUCCAUUUUCCACCCACAACCACACAAAGCUUAUUGGAAAAACUUUGUAAUCAAUUGGAAUAUACAAAUUAUCAUCUGUAAGGACACAGGCAACCAGGAGGGAAAAAAAAAAUCUGACUCUGCAUAUCUCACUCUGUGCCCAUAACAGGAGCGAUCUGGCUGCUGAAGGUUCGGUAAAAGUUAUUCAGGAUAUGUCAUAAACUUAUAAAACAAUUGUUAGAUGUCAUAUCCUAUAGUGACCUUGUGAAUUCCAGGGGAAAAAAAAGUUGUUGGGCGAUCCUACAUUGCCCUGUCUACAAAUGCAAUGGCCUCUGGGGAAAAAGAAAAAAAUCUGUUAACCGUAAACUUCCAGUACCUGCAUUCACUGCUUAGCAUCUCUGGGCACAAUGAAUUAUGGGUAUGCCAACCAUUGGCGAUAGAAGAUUGAACUCUGAUUCAGCUGCUGCUUAAUACAGAGACUAUAUUAUUGUUCUAAUAAGCUGUUAACCAGAGUGUUUAAGGCACCCAGAAAGUUCUGUUGAAAGUUAUGUAAUCCACUCCCAGAGGGGAUUUUAUUUGUGGUGAAAGAGAGAUAUUACACACAAAUAUAUCAACCAUGCUUAGUUCCAACCCAA